Molecule: messenger RNA, 6818 nt
Organism: Vicugna pacos (alpaca)
Lineage: Eukaryota; Metazoa; Chordata; Mammalia; Artiodactyla; Camelidae
Source: RefSeq, a predicted model, not a curated record
CCCCGCAGCACAGGGGCGCGCGCGCGCGCGUGUGCGGGAGGGGGCGGGUGGGGAAGGAUCGCCGGCGAGAUCCUGAGGCGAGGCUCGCGCGCCCGCCCCCGCCCUGGCCCCCAGCUCCCACCCGGUCGGCCCGGCUCAGCCAUGAUCAAGGCGAUCCUCAUCUUUAACAACCACGGGAAACCGCGGCUCUCCAAGUUCUACCAGCCCUACAGUGAAGAUACACAACAGCAAAUCAUCAGGGAGACAUUCCAUUUGGUAUCUAAGAGAGAUGAAAAUGUUUGUAAUUUCCUAGAAGGAGGAUUAUUAAUUGGAGGAUCUGACAACAAACUGAUUUAUAGACAUUAUGCAACAUUAUAUUUUGUCUUCUGUGUGGAUUCUUCUGAAAGUGAACUUGGCAUUUUAGAUCUAAUUCAGGUAUUUGUGGAAACAUUAGACAAGUGUUUUGAAAAUGUCUGUGAACUGGAUCUGAUUUUCCAUGUAGACAAGGCACUCUGCUUAGUGAAGAAGAUUCAGACCCUAAGGAAUUCACAUCUGGAGGAGGAAACUGGCAUGAACAAGUAUGUUGAGAGUGUUAAUGGAACACAGCUACACCAGUUACCUCUGCCUAUGAGAGUGCAACUGGAGGAAAUUACAUUUAAACUGGGUUUUUUUAAGCAUUAGUAGGUGUUCCAUAGAAAAGGAGAGGAUGGCUCUACAGGCAGAGAUGUAAAGUACAGGGUUUUUGUGACAAGGGGAUUUGGUAUUGAUCAUGAAGCCUAAUUUUAAAGUGCCUUUAUUUUAGUGCCAUGGAUUUUGGAAUUCAUUCUGAGGCAAUUUAACUUUUCAAAACAAGUUUUUACUGACAUUAUUGUUGCUUUGGUUGUUCAUUCUUGACGGAUUAGGCUAAUUUUUUUCUGCAUUAAGGAGGUUCUGUUGGUAGGUGGGAGGUUAAAGACAAGGAAAUCAGUUAGAAAUCUGUUGCAGUAGUCCAGAAAAAAAUGAACUAAGGCAGUAGAGUAGUGAUGAAAGAAAGUGGAAUUGACAGAACUUGAUGUAUCGAAAGAAGGUAAGAGAAAGGAAGAAUGACUGAAUUCUCUAGCCAGUAUUACUGGAUAUUGGUGGUAGGGAAUUUUACAAGGAAGAGAUUCUACUUUUACUAUAUAUAGAUUUUUUUUUUCUCUUUUAAGUUUAUAUAAUGUAACAGAUUGUUUUGAGUGAUUCAGGCUUUGAAUAAAAUAGUCUGAAAUUUUAACAAAAAAUUGUGAUUUUUAAAAAUCAGCUUUGUUGAGGUGUAAUUUACACACAUUAAAAUUCAGUAGCUUUAAGCAUACAUUUAACUAAGUUUUGACAAAUACAUUUAGUUAUGCAACCACUACUACAAUCAAGAUACAGCACAAGGAAUGCAUUUUAUUAUUUGUGAACAUCAAAAGAAUACAUUUAUCAUUAGCCAGUCCUUUAGGAUCAUUUUUCUCUUUUACUAAGUGAUUUAAUUUCAUAUUAUUGGCUCAUUUUGGAUAGAGAACUUAAACUUGAUAUUUUUAAGACUUAUUUUAGUUUUCUACUGCUUUUCUCUAUUAAUCUGUCUUACACUAUUCACACUUACAAAGACUUGUUAUUUUUAAGCAUUAAAAUUCACAAUAUUCAAAAGUAUGUUUUGGUACAUGGUUAAAACUCUAUUUUUAAAAUGAUUGCUCAAAAAUCAUUAGCUUAAAUGAUACAUCUGGCAAUUUUUUGAGAAAAUUGAAGAUUCUUUUUGCAAAAUGUUGCAAUAAGAAUAAAGUUAUCACGUUUGUUCUAGAGAAUAAGUUUUCCUUAAUAGGAAAUGUUUGACACACAGUGUUUUUAAAACUUCAUUUUACAUUAAUAAUGCAUUUAUUUUAGAAAAAUCCAAAAAUACAAAUAAGAGGAAAAUAAAUAGAAGCCAUUUCAAUUUCAAAGAUUGCCUAGUAUUAAAACAUAAACUGAGGCACAUUAAAAUUUUUAAGCAAAACUUGAUUCAGAUUGGGUGGCACCAAACUGUAAGUGGUUAGGAGCACUCCACCUGCAGGAGCUAUGGGAAAGUCUUUUAUAGAGAAGAGGCAGAAGCAAAGCGAGGAAAUUAUCUGAUUGGCUAUUGCCUAAGCAGUUGCAUUAUUUGGAAAAGCCAAGUUGGCCAUUUGUAAUUGGUUGUUCUUAGGUUUUGAUUUCUUAACCUUGAGGCAUUACAGACUUAGGUUCUGGUUUGCUUACGGAGGCUGCUAAUGUAUUAGAACAACCUCAGUCUAAUAGCUGCCUUGUGUAAUUACCACUAGUUAACAUUUUAGAGUACAUUUCUGAUUUUUUUUGAACAAAUGAGUACAGAAACAAAUAUGUCUUUAAUUAAAAAAAAAUUGGAUCUUAUCUGUAGUGUAUAUAGCCUGUUCAUUUCACAUAGCAGUGUAUCUUCUUUUUAGAACCUGCCAAAAUUAGCUGUGCCUCUUUUUUCUGGCCUAAGCUCUUAUUAAAAAAAUUUUUUUCAAUGCAAUGAGAAAAAAGCUUCAGUAUAAGAAUUAGAGACCAGUCAAAUAGAUAUUUCCUUUCCUACAUUCUCUGUCUAAAACAAUGCUAGUCUUGUUUUCACCCUUUCUUUGAAAGUAGGCUUGUUUUCAAGUUUCAAGCAGCCCUGGACUUCCCAGCCAUUAGGGAUCUUCUAACUAGCUCAGCUCAUUUUCCCUAGGGGCAAAUGCAGAGAGUCCGCUGUGUGCUUUUAGAUGACAGUUGGGUAGAGGAAAGGAGGAAGUUGUAAAGAAUACCCCUUUUCUUAUCAGUCGGGAUGGGCUAGUUUAUGCUGCAGUAACAAAUAUCAGAGUAUUUCUAAUUCAUGCAGUAUUUUAUCACGUCCCACAUGCUCUCACUCUGGGAUCCAUGGUGACAAAGCUGCCAGUAUUUGGAAAAUCAUCCGUUUUUACAUCACAGAGAAAAGAGUUUUCAUGGGUUAAUUUAUAUGCUUUUCAAAGUAUCACACAUGAUAGUUUUGCCAACUAUUUUACCACUACAAACAUGGGCCACUAACUUCCUAGCCUCUAAUGCAAUUGUUUCCGUGUGGCCUACUGCCCACCUCCUAAGUCAGUGUCUUUUCCUUUAUUGUGAUUGUGAAUCAGUUUCUCAUUACAAACCUUUAAGUACUAAUUUCUGUGUCAGUCAUAUAGGCUGAUCUUUGUAGUCACCCUGAAGUAGUGGGACAGCACCCCCUACUCAAAUUGGUUUGGACAUCGAGACUGGAGAUACUACACGUACACCAACAGUAUAUGAUCUAAAAAGGUUUAUCACUCACUUAAUAAACUUUUUGGGGAAGAAAAAGGAACAGCGUCUAUCUUGGGGUUUUACAUGAUUAGGGGGUAGGGCUUGGACGAGGGUUUCUGUGUGCAGGACAGGUUUUGCGUAGUUUCAAUUUCCUGCCAGUGCAGAGUAAGGAGCACCUGGACUUUCUUAUCAGCUUGCUCAGAUGUGGGCAGAAGAGGAAGGGGAGCAGUGGGGCUUGAAAGCUGUCCACUGUCAGACAUCAAAAAUGGAGUCAGACUCUUUUUUUACAGCUAAGUUAUGCUGUGGUAAUAACACCUAAAAUAUGAGUAACCUAGUUUAUUACUUAUACUACAUGGCCAUUGUGGUUUUGCUGAGAAGGUCUCCUUAUUUGCUCAUCUGUGCUACCUGUCCAUUUCCUGAACACAGUGGCUUUAAUUGGGCAGCCCCAGGUUGUUGACACUAUUGCAGCAUAGCCUCAAAUCCCAGGGCAAAGAUGAGAGAGCUGAAGAUUUAUGAAGAGCUUGGUUUGGAGGAUAUAUGACAUUGACAGCUAUGAAUGUGCUCUGUCCACCCCUUCCUACAUACCCCCUACCCCAUCCCUCGGAUGAUCCGGGUAAGGGAGAUCUGAUUGGAGGCCUCAGUGUCUUUCCUACCCUUUAGACUAGGAGAAUGAAGAAUUAAGAGCAGAGUGAUUUCCUCUAGCCCAGUCCCUCUUGAGGACUUUGACAGCCUAUCCUUAAACCAUAGGACAUAAAGUGAAAGACUCCUUUUCAUUUCACCAACUGAAGAAGUCUAACCAUUAAGAAGAGUAUCUCAGCAACCAGACCUAAGUAUUAGUGAGCCAGCAGAAAGAAUGCUAUCUCAGCAAGAGAGAUGAGGAACACCAGAAUAUGCUCUGUGAGGGGGAAAUACAACUACUGGAGGAGAUAGAUGAACAUUUGAAAUUUAAAAAUGAUAAAAAGUACUUAAUGAGAUGCAGUUUGAAAAGGUCUUCCUGGGGCUUAAAAAUGUGUUUUCAAACCGUAGAGUUUAAAAGGAGAUGAUAUCACAGUUGAGGCUUGAAUUACAGAUAUAAAAGAGAAAUGCAGGAAAUAAUCUCAAGGCACAUAACUGAAAGCUAAGACAUAGAAGACGUGAAGAAAAAGAUAAGAGAAUUUGAAGUAUUUAACAUGUAUUAUAAAAGUAUUUUGUGACUCUUAUCCAACUGGAGGAAAUGAAAGUAGGGAAUAAUCAGAGCAUUUUAGUAGGAAAACAAGGCAUCUCAGUGGUAGGAAGACUUAAUAUUUUAUAAAUAAUAAUAAAACCAUAUUUGUUUGAUUAAAAGCAAGGAGAGUUUUCAUUAAUAAAAAUUAUAAAUAGUAGAAUCUCUGAUUUAAAGGAGGGAGAAAUAAUAUAAAUAAAAUUUGAUCAAACCAACCAACUUUAGGGGGGAAAAGGAAAUAAUUUAAAAAUAGAUGUAUUAUUCAGUACACUAAGUGUGAAUUGAGUGAAACAGUCCAUUAAAAAGACAGAGAUGAUGGGUUUAAAAAGGUACAUCUUAUAUAUGAAGGAAGAUAAAUUCUAGAGUAUUUCCCUUUAUUAACCACUUUUCAUAAACCUAUUACCUACCAAAAGCGAUCAUUGAAUUUCUUUUUAGUAUCCUUGUGACAUAUGAAUUUUAACAUAAUUGAUUUGUUUUAAUCCACUACAGAUGUUCUUUUUGAUGUUCAAAUUGCCCCAUCUUUGGCCAGUGGGAACCCCUUCAGGUUGUCUUCUGAGUUCUUUUGACAUGACCCUUCCCCCACCUCCCUCCAUGGACUUGGAUAGCUGCUUUGUGUUUUGGUACAACUAGAUGUUCCAGAUUUAUUUUGUUUAUUUCCUGCUCAAAACAUGUUAUCAGUCAUUCCUUCUAGGAACCCUGAUUCCUUUUAGUGGGACAUGGUACAGAGAAACCAAGGUCUGGAGGUGCUCAUAAUUAUGAGGCUGAUCACUGUUUCUUGGCCUUUUGUAUGAACAAAACGUCUUAUAUAUAUUUUUCCCCAGCCUUCACAUCUGUCCUCUCCCCAAGUUUCCUUUAAGUGGAUGAUGAUAUAUAGAAAUGACAGUCUCAGCACCAAGUGUGCUUAUUGGUAUCGGGGUGAUAUUACUCCUGGUUCUCAGUGAAUCAAGCUGGGAAAUAGAUGUACGUACACACACACACACACAGUCUGAGCACACACACACAGAUUUGUGCGUAUUUCUAUAUCUUCAUAUAUAUUAAAAAUCUUUGAGUUCUAAUACCUCAGUCUGGUGCAACACUGUAGAGUUACUCUAGCCUUCUCCUUUUCCAUAUCUGCAGUUUGCUUCUUUGACAGUGAGAGAUUAUUCUGAUUAUUGUCAUUCCUAUUAUUCCUGUUAAUAUUGAUGCAUUUACUUAGUUUGCUUAAUCUUUCCUUUCUAUAACCAAACUCCUGGCUGAGUCAUUCAAACGCUGAGCCCCAGACAUGCUCAGCUUUACCCUCCCCUGCCAGAACCAGUCAAAAUCUUGGCCCCCUUUCUGCUGAGCAAGUUGUUAGAAAGUCAAUCCUAAUUUUUAAAAUUGCAAUAAAUAAUUUUUUUUAACUUAGGUGAUUUGAAAAAGAAGUUGGUGGAAUUUCUAGAAGAGGAAAAAAAAUCAAAUUUCAAUGGAUAGGUUUAAACAUAGAUUGGACCUAUCUGAGUAAAUGGAAAGAUAGAACACGUUGUCCAUAAUGCAAUGUAAAAAGACAAGAAAGAUUGAGAGUUUGAAAGAUAGCUUACAGGUAAGGAAAGAUAGAAUGAGAAACUUCUAAUGAAGAAGAAGAAAGAAAGAAUGAGGCAUAAUCUGAGUAUCUAAUGGAUACUCUAAUGGAUAUCUAAUAGGAUUUUCUAGAACGAUAGAAUUUUCUGGACGAUGCCAGUCCGCAGAUAAAAGAAUCACAAGCAGAACAAGUAAGUCCACAUAUAGACUAAUGAUAGUAAAAUUGAAUAGCAGAGAAAGAGCUCCUAAAAUCAUCCAGAAAUAAUAGACAUAUUACCUUUACAAGAGCAGUGGUUAGACUGGAAACUGAUUUCUCAACAGCAACCACAGAAGUUAGAAGAUAAUAUGUUGAAAGAAAAUAACUGCUAAACUGUAAUUCUAAAAUUAGCAAAAAUAUCUUUCAAGAAUAUGAAUGAAAUAAAAACAUUGUUAGAGAAACAAGUAAUGAGAAAAUUUGCAACCAGCAAGCCUUUGGACUAAAGGAAAUUCUCAAGAGGGUACUUUUCACAGAAAGAAAUCUAUGAUAUAAAAAGGAGUGAGUUGAAGAAGGAAGAAGAGCAAAGAAAGAAGUAAAUUUAUGAGUAAGGAUAAAAGAUCAUUGACUGUUAAAGUACUUAAGUGUUUAAAAUGAAAAAAAAUUUGUAGACUUAAAAUACAAGUCAACAAUAAUAUAUAAGCCAGUAGUAUUGUCAGGUCUUAUAGUGAGCCUCUGUGACUCUAUAAUAAGCAAGCUUUAAAAAGGAUUUCUGUACUGGAGAACUUCAUUCUAAGUGAAGUAAGCCAGAAAGAGAAAGAAAAAUACCAUAUGAGAUCGCUCAUAUGCGGAAUCUAAAAAAAAAAA